Molecule: messenger RNA, 276 nt
Organism: Paramecium tetraurelia
Lineage: Eukaryota; Ciliophora; Oligohymenophorea; Peniculida; Parameciidae
Exons: 1
Source: RefSeq, a predicted model, not a curated record
AUGACAAACUUGAUGGAUAAAAUUCAGAGUUUAUAGAAAGGUCAAAAACUAAACUAAUUAAUAGAUAAAGUUAGACAGGAGAAGGAUUGUUUUCAAACUAAUUAAUCUGAUGAAGACCAAAAUUCUAGAAAUGAUACAGCUAGUUUAUUAUUCAUUAAUGAAAGAGAUAUUAUUGUUCUUUAUAUUGAUACUAACAUAUCUAUUGAUAUCUACUUUAAUGAGAUAAUAAUUCAAGAAGAAGAAUUGAGUGAGAAUAAACAAGAAUCAGAAGUUUGA